This is a messenger RNA of Pocillopora damicornis (cauliflower coral), 1204 nucleotides long. Its product is annotated as UDP-galactose transporter senju. The record is from RefSeq and is a predicted model, not a curated record. Gene Ontology annotation, biological process: pyrimidine nucleotide-sugar transmembrane transport. Gene Ontology annotation, cellular component: Golgi membrane. Gene Ontology annotation, molecular function: pyrimidine nucleotide-sugar transmembrane transporter activity. NCBI's taxonomy places the organism in Eukaryota, Metazoa, Cnidaria, Anthozoa, Scleractinia, Pocilloporidae.
GUGAGUUACAACAACUGUAGAUGGCUUCGUCAACGGACCAAAGCUCAGUGAAAACGAUGCCGUCUUCUCGAGGACUUGGAUCUAUUUCAGACCUCAAAAACCUCUUUCCUACGAAAACACACUUUUUGAUUUUCGUAGGGUACAUGGCCCUAUUUAUAAGCCAAGGCAUCCUUGUUACAGCAACUAAAGACAAAAGCAACCACUACUCUUAUAAUACUGUCACUGUGGUUCUACUGACGGAAUUCGUCAAACUCAUAAUUGCCGUAGGAAUUCAGCUUCAAACAUCUACCUUCGGGGAGUUCUUGCAGCAUGUCCGAUCUAAUGUUAAAGUGCUGGUACUUUAUGUGGUGCCUUCUUUCAUGUACUGUCUCUACAACAACUUGGCUUUUGUGAAUUUAGCCAACUAUGACCCAACAACUUACUACCUCCUGCUGCAGUUUAGAGUUGUGGUAACUGGAGUUAUCUUUCAGAUAUUGUUUAGUAAAAAGCUGAGUGGGCUUCAGUGGGUAUCUUUGCUGUUGCUAACAUCUGGUUGUAUCAUCAAGCAGAUCAAAUUUGAGAACCUUGCAGCAGGAAGUAGCUCUUUCUCCAUACAGUUUGACAUUCAUCUUCUGUUAAUCCUUGUCCAAGUGUUUUGUUCCUGUUUUGCUGGUGUUUAUAAUGAGUAUUUGUUAAAGGGUAAAGGUGGUGAUGUGCCAUUUAUGGUUCAGAAUUUUUUCAUGUAUGUAGACUCAGUCUUGUGUAAUUUUGCCGUUCUCUGGUACAAUGGCACAUUAUCUGAUGCAUUUACUGGAGAAAGCCUAGCAUCCAUUGCCAGAGGUAAAGUUUUGGCCAUUAUUUUCAAUAAUGCUGGCAUUGGCAUAACCACAGCAUUGUUCCUGAAGCAGCUGAAUUCUAUUCUUAAGACUUUUGCUAGUGCACUAGAGAUCAUGUUCACUGCUGUAUUGUGCUGGAUUAUCUUUGGAAUUCCAGUUGAUAUUUUCACGUUCGUUGCCAUUGCUAUUGUUUCUUACGCAGUAAUUCUUUAUGCUCAUAAUCCUGUAGAUAACACACCUAAGCCUGUAGAGGGCAAUCAGAAAUCAAACACUAGUGUUUAGAAGCUAAUUUCUUUUUAAAAUCACACACACAUACCUAAGAGAGGAAGAUACCCAAAGAAAUAAGUUUUGGCUGUAGGUAUUAGAUACCAGGAUAGUGGGUUACAGGU